This is a messenger RNA of Sorex fumeus (smoky shrew), 3027 nucleotides long. RefSeq names its product syndecan 2 (gene SDC2). NCBI's taxonomy places the organism in Eukaryota, Metazoa, Chordata, Mammalia, Eulipotyphla, Soricidae. The record is from RefSeq and is a predicted model, not a curated record. Gene Ontology annotation, cellular component: cell surface; membrane. Gene Ontology annotation, biological process: dendrite morphogenesis; cell migration. Bases 280 to 885 code for a protein of 201 amino acids. The transcript has 5 exons.
CCGCCGCCGCCGCCGCCGCCGCCGCGCGCCCACCGCUCCGCGCGCCCCCUCGGCCCCCGCUGCUGCCGCCCCCGGAGUCCGCACGGCGGCGGGGCUGGCGCGGCGCGAGUGGCCGGCGAGCGCGGCACCAACAAGUGAGCGGGCGCCGCGGGCCCGGGGCGCACGGCCCCCCGCGACCCCCGCGCCCCCCGAGCCCCCCGGGCGCGCUCGCAGCGUCGGCGUCGGCGUCCCUCGCGGUCCUGUGCCAGCGGCGGCCCCGAGCGGCCGGUGCCCGGGAAGAUGCGGCGCGCGUGGAUCCUGCUGACCCUGGGCUGGGUGGCCUGCGUGUCGGCCCAGGCGAGGGCAGAGCUGACGUCUGAUAAGGACAUGUACCUGGACAACAGCUCCAUUGAAGAAGCUUCUGGAGUGUAUCCCAUCGACGAUGACGACUAUGCUUCUGCCUCCGGCUCGGGAGCCGAGGAGGACAUGGAGACCCCAGAGCAGACGACGUCGCGGCCCCUCCCCAAGAUGCCCAUCCCCAGUGCCACGGCCAGGGUGGAGGGCAUCCCGCCCAAGACGCAGAGCAAGGCGCCUGCGCAGACAGAGUCCCCCGAGAAAGUGAACAAGGAGAUCGCUCCCCCUUCAGAGUCAGAGAGAAAGACGGACACAGCUGAGGAGGACACGAAUGUGUACACGGAGAAGCACUCGGACAAUCUGUUCAAACGGACAGAAGUGCUGGCAGCUGUCAUCGCGGGCGGGGUGAUUGGCUUUCUCUUUGCGAUUUUCCUCAUCCUGCUGUUGGUCUACCGCAUGCGAAAGAAGGAUGAAGGCAGUUACGACCUUGGCGAACGCAAACCAUCCAGCACUGCUUAUCAGAAGGCCCCCACGAAGGAGUUUUAUGCGUGAGACUCCCACUUCGUGUCUCUAUUUCUGAGAUCACUGAACUUUUAAGAAAUAAAGCUUUUGCAUAGAAUAACGAAGAUCUUUGGGUUUUUUUGUUGUUGUUGUUGUUUUCGUUGUCAUUAACACGCCACUUGGGCGCUUUAAUGAGAAGAUCCCGAUGUAUUUAAGACUUUCCAUGUAUUUCUUUAGAACAACAUAAGAUUUCAAGGUAACAUCUGCAGUGUUCUGUGAAUAGCAGUGGCAAAAUAUUAUGUUAAGACUCGAUGCUCAUGGAAUUGGUUGAUGCUUUUACUGUGCAAGUGUAGAAACCAUUUGUCUUUGCUGGCUAGAGCUGGAAGUUUUGUCUAUGACUGACUUGACCGAUUGGUCUGACUCUGUUCAUUUUCCCAUUGUUCCUCUCUUCUCUGCUAAUUCCCACCCUCCUCCCCCUGCUUAAAAACAAAACUCUAUACCUUCCAUAGUUGUUAUGGUGCAAUUUUGUCUUUGGAGCAUUCAGAGAAUGGUAAUUUCGUGUACAUGUGAUUUUCCAAGAUGUAAACUCUAACCUCCACUUUGUAUAAACGUCUCUGUUUUAGACUAUCCAUUUUACACUCGCUUUUCUUUGCCAUUACGUGUGGCUUCAGGCAGGUUUGCAACAGCAAAUUGAUGUGUAAAAUUGGAUUAUGCCUACAAAACUGUUCAGUCAUAUCUAUCUGGUCAGAUCCUGUUCCAGGAGGAUGGGAUGGAGUCCCUGACGAGAGCCUCAGCAAACCCAAAGAUGCUCACAGUAUUUUGAGAAGUUGCUGCAAAUGCCUUGGGCCACUGUAUUUGUUCAUUUCUUGCAGUUUGACAGGGGUUGGAGGGUGGGGGAGAGUCAGCUUUUGCUUUUUAAAAAAAUGCAUUUAAGUUGUAAACGUCCUUUUAAGCCUUUGAAGUGCCUAUGAUUCCUAUGUGAUUCGUCGCAGACUGGUGUUAAUGAGUAUAUAUAAGGGUUUCAAAGAAGUUGGUAUUUUAUAAGCACAGACAAUUCUAAUAGUAACUUUUGUAGUCCUGCGAAUAGACAUGACUUGUAAUUUGGGAUUAUACAAACUACUGAAUAAAUCAUGUGGCCUCCUAUCGAAAAUGUCACUGUUCUAGAUUUUGUGUAUUUUCGACCAGCUGUCCCUUUCCCAAGGACCGCCCGCUGGGGUUGGAUCUCUGAGCAUUCGCUCAGUGCUCCUAGAUGAACACCAAAGACAGUCCUGCUGAUGAGCAGAUUCGCUUCUGAACUAGCCAGAGGAAAUGUGAAUGUAUUGUUCUGUGUGUGAGUGGAGGGAUGGGCAGACUGCCAAGAGACCGGGACAUUCGCAAGCUUGCCAGGCUGGCGGGUGUCAGUAUGGAGAGGGAUGCUUGCUGUGGCAAAGAACUUUUAGUUCUAUCAAUCCCAAAGCGCAGAGGGGUCCUGUCCUGGCGUGGGUAUCUAAGGGUUAGUCCUAGAGACCGUUGGACCUUGGAACGCUUGCUCCCGAUCACCCCUUGAAGCUUAACCGCAGACCUAGCUAAUCACUCGAAGACCCUUGUCUGCAUGCCAAGGGGGGCAUGGGCCAAACUGACUGGCUCCCUGCCUGAGAUUGAACUUGCUAGAAAGGAUGGAAGAAUGAAGGUCCUUCGAUCCUUCCUUCUAGCCGAACAUUUCCUUUUUCUAUUUGGCCAUCCAUUUUAUUUCCAACCAUGAGCCGCCUGACUUAAAUAGGAAGAAGAUAGCCAAAAAAAAAAAUGAUCAAUCUUCUCCAUGGAUGCUUUCUUUAGAGUCUUCCCUGGAAUGGCCAUAGAACCCAAUCAAAACAAAACUUUUUAGCAACUCUUGGAUCUGUGUUUACUUAAAUUCUUAAUGGCCUUAAUUCCUGGCCCAUCACUUACAGAAUCAAUCUGCUUUGAGGGACUGAAAAAGAAAGAAUAGCAGUUCCCAGCACCCCCUGCUUCUACAGCUAUCGAGGCUAAGAAUACAGUGGGGGUUGGGGACUGGGGGUUCCAACGGCAAAGCAGACUCAGUUCAGUGUGGAGAGUAACAACUGCUGGGGAAAUUGGUGCCAGGAAAAGAACAUUUCUGGCAAAUAUUUUGUCACUGCUGUAAAGCAAAAUAUUUGUUGAAGUGCCAAAAUAAAGUCUGUCGUGCUGAAAGUAAAA